AUGUUAAAGGAAAACUACACAGCAGUGACUGAGUUUAUUCUCCUGGGACUGACGGAUCGCGCGGAGCUGCAGCCUGUCCUUUUCGUGGUGUUCCUCAUCAUCUACCUGGUCGCGGUUGUCGGCAACGUGAGCAUGAUUUUGUUAAUCAGAAGUGACUCGAGACUUCACACUCCCAUGUACUUCUUCCUCAGUCACCUCUCCUUCCUGGAUUUCUGUUACACCACCACCAUCGCUCCUCAGAUGCUGGUUAAUUUCUUAUCCAAGAGAAAAACCAUAUCUGCCAUUGGUUGUUUUAUACAAUUCCACUUUUUCAUUACCCUGGUGAUCACAGAUUAUUAUAUGCUCACAGUGAUGGCUUAUGACCGCUACGUGGCCAUCUGCAAGCCCUUGCUAUAUGGUCUCAGAAUGUCCAGAUGUGUGUGCAUCUCUCUCGUUGCUAUUUCUUAUGUUUAUGGCUUUGCAAAUGGUCUGGUACAGACCGUCCUGAUGCUUCGUCUCUCUUUCUGUGGACCCAAUGAAAUCAACCACUUUUACUGUGCGGACCCACCUCUGUUAGUCCUUGCCUGCUCAGAUACCUACGUCAAAGAAACUGCCAUGUUUGUGGUGGCGGGUUCCAACCUCACCUGCUCUCUCACCUUGAUUCUCAUCUCCUACAUUUUCAUUUUCACAGCCAUUUUGCGUAUUCGCUCUGCUGAGGGGAGGCGCAAGGCCUUCUCCACCUGUGGGUCCCAUUUGACGGCUGUCACUAUCUUCUAUGGGACACUGUUCUCCAUGCAUCUUAGGCCUCCUUCUGAGGCAUCUGUAGAACAGGGGAAAAUUGUGGCUGUGUUUUAUAUCUUUGUGAGUCCUAUGUUAAAUCCUUUGAUCUAUAGCUUGAGGAACAAAGAUGUUAAAGAAGCAAUAAGGAAAGUUGUCCAAAAGAAAUUGUUGGAUAAAUAA
Messenger RNA from Pteropus alecto (black flying fox), 939 nucleotides. Its product is annotated as olfactory receptor 1030. The transcript has a single exon. The record is from RefSeq and is a predicted model, not a curated record. Gene Ontology annotation, biological process: G protein-coupled receptor signaling pathway; sensory perception of smell. Lineage: Eukaryota; Metazoa; Chordata; Mammalia; Chiroptera; Pteropodidae. The coding region runs from base 1 to 939 and encodes 312 amino acids. Gene Ontology annotation, molecular function: olfactory receptor activity; G protein-coupled receptor activity; odorant binding. Gene Ontology annotation, cellular component: membrane.